UGGGGUCCGGCUCCGCGCGGAGGGAGGCCGGCCAGGCCCCUGUCCUCAAUCGCCAUGGCGGAGAACUGGAAAAACUGCUUCGAGGAGGAGCUCAUCUGCCCCAUCUGCUUGCACGUCUUCGUGGAGCCGGUGCAGCUGCCCUGCAAGCACAACUUCUGCCGGGGCUGCAUCGGCGAGGCGUGGGCCAAGGACAGCGGCCUCGUGCGCUGCCCCGAGUGCAACCAGGCCUACAAUCAGAAGCCGGGGCUGGAGAAGAACCUGAAGCUCACCAACAUCGUGGAGAAGUUCAACGCACUGCACGUGGAGAAGCCCCCGGCGGCGCUGCACUGCGUCUUCUGCCGCCGCGGGCCCCCGCUGCCAGCGCAGAAGGUCUGCUUGCGCUGCGAGGCGCCCUGCUGCCAGUCCCACGUGCAGACGCACCUGCAGCAGCCCUCCACCGCCCGCGGGCACCUCCUGGUGGAGGCGGACGACGUGCGGGCCUGGAGCUGCCCGCAGCACAACGCCUACCGCCUCUACCACUGCGAGGCCGAGCAGGUGGCCGUGUGCCAGUACUGCUGCUACUACAGCGGCGCGCAUCAGGGACACUCGGUCUGCGACGUGGAGAUCCGGAGGAACGAGAUCCGGAAGAUGCUGAUGAAGCAGCAGGACCGGCUGGAGGAGCGCGAGCAGGACAUCGAGGACCAGCUCUACAAGCUGGAGUCGGACAAGCGCCUGGUGGAGGAGAAGGUGAGCCAGCUGAAAGAGGAGGUGCGGCUGCAGUACGAGAAGCUGCACCAGCUGCUGGACGAGGACCUGCGGCAGACGGUGGAGGUCCUGGACAAGGCCCAGGCCAAGUUCUGCAGCGAGAACGCGGCGCAGGCGCUGCAGCUAGGGGAGCGCAUGCAGGAGGCCAAGAAGCUGCUCGGCUCCUUGCAGCUGCUCUUCGAUAAGACAGAGGACGUGGGCUUCAUGAAGAACACCAAGUCCGUGAAGAUCCUGAUGGACAGGACCCAGACCUGCACGGGUAGCAGCCUCUCUCCCCCUAAGAUCGGCCACCUGAACUCCAAGCUCUUCCUGAACGAGGUGGCCAAGAAGGAGAAGCAGCUGCGGAAGAUGCUGGAAGGCCCCUUCAGCACGCCGGUGCCCUUCCUGCAGAGUGUCCCCCUGUACCCCUGUGGUGUGAGUGGCUCCGGCGCAGAGAAGCGCAAGCACUCGACAGCCUUCCCCGAGGCCAGUUUCCUGGAGACGUCUUCAGGCCCUGUGGGCAGCCAGUACGGGGCAGCGGGCUCGGCCAGCGGCGAGGGCCAGUCUGGGCAGCCCCUGGGGCCCUGCAGCUCGACGCAGCACUUGGUGGCCCUGCCAGGCGGUGCCCAGCCGGUGCACUCGAGCCCUGUGUUCCCCCCGUCACAGUACCCCAACGGCGCCACUGCCCAGCAGCCCAUGCUCCCUCAGUAUGGCGGCCGCAAGAUUCUCGUCUGUUCUGUGGACAACUGUUACUGUUCUUCCGUGGCCAACCAUGGCAGCCACCAGCCCUACGCUCGCUCCAGCCACUUCCCCUGGACAGUGCCCUCGCAGGACUACUCACACUCGCUGCCACCCGCGCCGUCCGUGCCCCAGUCCCUCCCCGGCCUGGCCGUCAGAGACUGGCUCGAUGCUCCCCAGCAGCCCGGCCACCAGGAUUUCUACAGGGUGUAUGGGCAGCCGUCUGCCAAACACUACGUGACAAGCUAACGCCACGCAUGGUGGCCGCACUGGGGACCGGCCCCUGCCCCAGUGGCUUGGGAAUUGUGCAUCUGGAGACCUGCCCUCUGCCUCCUCCCCCUUCCUCACGCCGCUCCCCAGAGUUCUGCCUUCUGGAUUUUGUUUGGGUCUUCAUUUUUGACUUUUUUUAUUACGAACCUCCGGGACUCGGAGGUGGCAGCGGGAGCUGGCCUGGGCCGGGCCACAGUUGGCCCUGGAUUUGGGAGAAUAUGACGGCACUGAGCUCUCACAGUCUCCCCUUUUUCUUCCCCCUCGCCCCUGGGGCUGGAAGGAACCUCGGUUUGCCCUGAGGCCUUGGGCACCCCCCUUCACUCGCCUGCUGGCCUGCUUCUCCCUCCUGUUUUUCUUUUGGGCGGUUUGAUCACUGAUUAAGGAAUGACCUAUAGAUUGUGGGACUUUUGUUUUUUGUUUUUAAAAUUUUUUUUUAAACCAGGAAUGAUUUGUCCUCCUUUCUCGCCAUCUUCCCAGACAGAGGUCAGAGGCCACUUCUCAAGCAGCUUUCGGCACCUUCAGCCUCCAAGUGGAAUCUUCUACAGACAGGACUCUUGUGUCCAGGAAAGGGGAAAAGGAACUUUGCCAAUGACAGUGACCACAGCAGAAGCAAAUAAUAAUAAUAUUAAUAAUAAUAAAGAAAUAAAGGAAAUAAUAAAAACAAUAGCACAGCCCUUGUUGAGGUCAGUGGAGGAGGAGGGCUGCCCAGGUUCGGUCCCUACCUGCAGUCUGAUGCAGCACUUCCUGAAGUGAGCACUUCGGAUAGUCAUGGACUUCCUGCUCUCAAGGCGCAGGUAUUUAUUCUGUAACGUCUAGAGCACACUGAAAUCCAACCUAAUAAAUACGAUGGUGCAGUCCCACUCCCUGGUCCCUGCC
Fukomys damarensis (Damara mole-rat) is the source of this 2607-nucleotide messenger RNA. RefSeq names its product tripartite motif containing 8 (gene Trim8). The transcript is spliced from 6 exons. Bases 55 to 1710 code for a protein of 551 amino acids. The record is from RefSeq and is a predicted model, not a curated record. Lineage: Eukaryota; Metazoa; Chordata; Mammalia; Rodentia; Bathyergidae.